Ceratina calcarata is the source of this 1594-nucleotide messenger RNA. RefSeq names its product 4-aminobutyrate aminotransferase, mitochondrial. Bases 41 to 1528 code for a protein of 495 amino acids. The transcript has 10 exons. The record is from RefSeq and is a predicted model, not a curated record. Lineage: Eukaryota; Metazoa; Arthropoda; Insecta; Hymenoptera; Apidae. Gene Ontology annotation, molecular function: pyridoxal phosphate binding; transaminase activity. Gene Ontology annotation, biological process: GABA catabolic process. Gene Ontology annotation, cellular component: mitochondrion.
UGGUAACUACAAUAAUUAACAGAAAAAUUUCUUGAGCAAUAUGUUAUGGAAAACUGUGUACCCUGUUUGGAGAUGUCCCAGACUUCGACAACUUCAUCAUAUGCCAAAGGCACCGUUACCUGGGGAACCAGCGAAACCGUACACGCUUUCUGAAGUUCCUGGACCAAGGUCAGACGCUCUACUCAAUGAAUUUUCUAAAAUUCAGCAAGUCGGCUCCAUCGAAUAUUUUGCGGACUACCAGAGAUCUGUUGGAAACUACAUAGCAGACAUCGAUGGAAACGUCUUCUUGGAUAUGUUGAUGCAAUUUUCUUCCCUCCCCCUCGGUUACAAUCAUAGAGCAAUCCUUGGUUCAUUGGCAUGUGCAGGGAACCAACGAAUGAUAGCAAACAGACCAGCAUUGGCGAUGUUCCCUAGUUUAGAGUGGCCAUGCAAACUUCAAGACACCCUGCUUCAGCCAUGUGUAGCUCCAAAAGGAUUGCCAUGUGUCUACACGAGUAUGUGCUGCUCUUCCGCAACCGAGUUUGCGAUACAAGCAGCAUUCAUAAAAUAUGCUGAGCGUCGUCGCCGUGGUAGUGCAUACUCAGAUGAAGAAAAGAAAACCGCACUCUAUAAUAAUCCACCCGGCUGUCCCGACGUGUGCAUCCUAUCUUUUGAUGGUGGAUGUUAUGGUAGAACCUUCGGUGCACUGGCAUUAUCGCACUGCAAAUAUUUGAUGAAAGUUGACAUUCCUAGUCUUCCGUGGCCGAUUGCACCUUUUCCAGAGUAUUUGUAUCCAUUGGAUCAGCACGAAAAGGAGAAUAAGGAAGAGGAUGCCAGAUGUAUAGAGAAAGUAGAAGAUUUAAUAGAACAAAGCGAGAAGGGUGAGAACCCGAUGCCCGUCGCUGGUAUUAUAGUCGAAGCGAUACAAUGCGAAGGAGGCGAUCGACAUGCUUCUCCAGAUUUCUUUCAAAGUCUGCAGGAUAUUGCCAAAAGAAAACGUAUUCCGUUGAUAUUGGAUGAAAUGGAAACAGGUGGUGGUGCAACGGGAAGGAUAUGGGCGCACGAAUAUUUUGAAUUAAACAUUCCGCCUGACAUGGUCACCUUUAGUCACAAAAUGCAAGCCAGUGGAUUUUAUCAUUCUCCCGAAUACAUGAUCAAACAUCCAUACAGAACUUUUGACAGAUUUCACGGUGACCCGGCUAAGAUAGUAAUGUUAGAAGCGGUGUUACAAACUAUCGAAGCAGAGGACUUAUUAACUCACGUUUCUACCGUCGGCAAUUACCUGCUUUGUCAAUUGAACACUUUGCAAAACGAAUUUCCGGAGCUUAUGAAUUCCGUACGAGGCAGAGGGUUUAUCAUCGCGUUCGAUAUGCCCACUAAAGACCUUAGAAAUAAACUGCUGCGCCUAAUGCGUUCUAAAGGUAUUCAAGUUGGCGAUUGUGGCGAAAAAUCAAUUCGUCUAAGGCCUUGCCUAAUAUUCGGGGAGUAUCAUGCAGAUAUCUUUUUGGAAAUUUUACGUUCUUGUCUACAAGAGAUUUUAGAAAGCUGAUAUAUUUGUAAAUUAUACUUUACCCUCUUGUUGUAUAACAUAUUUUUUAAAUAUAUACUUCAAUAA